This is a messenger RNA of Cooperia oncophora, 594 nucleotides long. NCBI's taxonomy places the organism in Eukaryota, Metazoa, Nematoda, Chromadorea, Rhabditida, Trichostrongylidae. The record is from the annotation of a GenBank genome assembly.
AUGACGGGCGAAUGCUAUCUUCACGUCUUCUUUCCAGUGCAUUCGAAAUCGCUAUGCACAAAGCGAAAUCUGUCAAAGAUUUACGUUGUGGUAGCGGUGGCUGGGCUCCUGUUGGCUCUCAUCUAUCCUCUGAAUCGCUCCGUAUCGGUGACGGUCGACUCGUGUGAUCGCGUGAUAGUUCAGAUUAUCGCAAGUGAUUCCCCUUUGAUGACGAUGAUAGAAAGAAUUCAUACGAUUGGGAAUCUGCUCUUCGCCAUAGUCAUUCCUAUGUCACUUCUCGUCUUCAUGACCGUGUCAGUGGUGUGGAAGCUGGUUCUGCAAAAGUCUUAUCUCCCAAAUUCGUCGCAUUUCACGUCCGAGAAACGGUGCGUGACAAGGAUCACGCUCAUAACGACAAGUCUUCAGUUGCUGGCCGAAUUGCCUCCUGUUCCGGUGUUCAUUCUGGCGGCGAUCAGCGGUCCACGGGUUAUCAACGAGAUUCCUGUAUGCAUUUGGAACACAGCUGGAGUGUUUCUAGGACUUUGCAAUAUGAGCCUGUCGUUCUUCGUCUACUUCACUCUAUCACAAAAAUUCCGACAAAUGGUCUGCGAGUGA